AUGGGUUCUAGAGAAAAGCCAUUGUUUGAUCUUAAUGAACCUGCUGUUGAGGAUGAGAGUGACACAGUCCCUUCUACUAUCAACACUUGUAAAUUAUCAACAUCAGCAUCAAGUAGUUCUCAUAAAACAGUAAAUACCCGUGCUUUUUCUCAUGUUUCCUCUGUUUCGAGCUUUCAGCCUUUCAUUCAGUCAAAAAGAGAACAACCAUCUGAAGUAGGUGAAGACAACAAGAAGGAAGCUGCUAAAAACAUUUUAGAAAAGGAAGAAGGUGAAUGGUCUGAUGUAGAAGACCCCUCCAUUAAAACCAACAGAACAAGUAGUAGUAUCCCUGAAAUGUCAACUUCUGGCUAUGAUGAGAAAUCACAAACAAAAGCAACCACUGAAUCCGAAUCCACAGAUCAAAACGAUUGUAAUCUAACUACACUCUCAUCAAGCAUAUCUUCCAAGAAUGAAAAUAACAACCAUACUUCAAAGCUUCCACUUCCAACUAACCCUGGAAAACGCCCUAAACUUGAUCAACAAAAGGAAGCAAUGCUAGGUAAAAAGCGUAGUAGGCAAACCAUGUUUCUAAACAUGGAAGAUGUUAAACAAGCGGGACCCAUUAAAAUCUUGACCCCUAAAAAACACAACUUUCAACCACCCAUUGUAACACGUAUUGUGAAAGAGUCACGCCCUGUUCUUGACUCGAUUAAAGAAGCAAAACAGAUUGAUCAAUCAUGCAAUGAGGGUAAUAACAAUCAUGUGGAGUCUAGUGAUACAAAAUCUGAUUGUAAUGAAAGUGAUUUGAGUUCAGGACCUGUAACUCGUUCUAGAAGGACAAAUAGUGGGACAGAUGUUGCUGGAGAAGAUAAAGAUAAAUUAUUUUCAGAUCAUAUUCAUAGGCAGAGUUCAUUCAAGCAACCUAAUGAUUCAAGACAGAUGAAGAAUCCACAUAUUCCUAUAAAAAAACCUCCUUUAAAUUUAAUCACUCAAAACGAUUCCAAAUCACUCGUUAAAAAGCUUCCUUCAAGAAAACCAACAACUGUCACUACACUUUAUCAGGAUACAUCAGUGGAGCGUCUUCUAAGGGAGGUGACUAAUGACAAGUUCUGGCAGCAUCCAGAGGAUGCGGAUCUUCAACGGGUCCCAGGAAGCUUUGAAUCGGUAGAAGAAUAUAUUCGAGUUUUUGAGCCUUUACUCUUUGAAGAAUGUCGUGCACAACUCUACAGCACAUGGGAAGAAUCAACUGAAACUUCAUCUAGAGAUUCACAUACAAUGGUUCGCAUCAAAAACGUCGAAAGGCGAGAAAGAGGAUGGUAUGAUGUUAUCCUUCUACCAACAAACGAAUGCAGAUGGAAUUUCAAAGAGGGCGAUGUUGCAGUUCUUUCAACUCCAAAACCCGGAACAGUCAGAUUGAAGAGAAACAACAUUCCAACAAACGUGGAAGAGUCCGAGGUUAUCGGACGUGUAGCCGGCACUGUCAGGCGUCACAUACCAAUCGAUACCCGCGACCCCACUGGGGCCACCCUUCAUUUUUACGUUGGCGAUUCUUUCGAUUCCAACAGCGACGAUGACCAUAUAUUAAAGAAACUACACCCUAAAGGAGUCUGGUUUUUAACCAUUCUUGGUGCUCUUGCUACAACCCAAAGAGAAUAUAUCGCGUUACAUGCUUUUCGUAGACUAAAUUCACAGAUGCAAACAGCGAUUCUCCAACCAAGCCCAGAGCAAUUCCCAAAAUACGAAGAACAAGCACCAUCAAUGCCCGAAUGUUUCACAACAAACUUUGUUGACUAUCUUCAUCACACAUUCAACCAGCCUCAAUUAUCCGCAAUCCACUGGGCAGCAAUGCACACAGCAGCAGGAACAACAAACACUUCAACAAAAAGACAAGACCCAUGGCCCUUCACCCUAGUCCAGGGCCCACCAGGAACCGGUAAAACCCACACCGUAUGGGGCAUGCUAAACGUCAUCCACCUCGUCCAAUACCAACACUACUACACCGCUCUCCUAAAAAAACUCACCCCCGAAAGCUACAAACAAGCCACCGAAUCUUUAUCUUCCGAAAACGCCCCUACCGGAUCCAUCGACCAAGUCCUUCAAAACAUGGACCAAAACCUAUUUCGAACACUUCACAAAAUCUGCCCCAAACCACGCAUGCUAGUCUGCGCCCCUUCCAACGCCGCAACCGAUGAGCUCCUGACACGUGUCCUCGAACGCGGCUUCAUCGACGGCGAAAUGAAAAUGUAUCGCCCCGACGUGGCCCGCGUAGGGGUAGAUUCGAAUACGCGCGCGGCGCAGGCGGUUUCCGUGGAACGUCGGACCGAACAACUUCUAAUGAAAAGCAGAGACGAAGUCUACGGUUGGAUCAACCAACUGCGGGCCCGCGAAGCGCAGUUGUCGCAACAAAUCGCGUCGUUGCAACGCCAGUUGAAUCUCCAAGCGUACACGGGUCGGGCCGAAGGAUCCGUGGGCGUCGACCCGGAUAUCUUAACCGCCCGCGACCAAACCCGCGAUUCGUUUCUACAAAACCUCGCCGCGGUUGUUGAAAACCGCGAUAAGGUUUUGGUUGAAAUGUCGCGGUUGUUGAUUCUCGAACCGCGGUUUCAUUCCGGAAACUUUAACCUCGAAGAAGCGCGUGCCAGUUUGGAAGCGAGUUUCGCCAACGAGGCGGAGAUUGUGUUCACAACAGUUUCAAGUAGCGGGAGGAAACUGUUCUCUAGGUUGACGCACGGGUUUGAUAUGGUGGUGAUUGACGAGGCGGCUCAGGCGAGCGAAGUCGGGGUGUUGCCGCCGCUUUCGCUCGGUGCCGCUAGGUGUGUUCUCGUCGGAGACCCGCAGCAGCUUCCGGCGACGGUGAUAAGUAAGGCGGCGGGGACGUUGUUGUAUUCGCGGAGUCUUUUCGAGCGGUUUCAACAAGCGGGGUGUCCGACGAUUCUCUUGUCGGUUCAAUACCGUAUGCAUCCGCAAAUACGCGAUUUCCCAUCGCGGUAUUUUUACCAAGGGCGGUUGACCGAUAGCGAGAGUGUAAAAAGUCAACCGGAUGAAAAUUACUAUAACGACCCUUUGUUGAGGCCGUAUGUGUUUUACGAUGUUACCCAUGGGAGGGAAUCGCAUAGGGGAGGGUCGGUUUCGUAUCAGAAUGUUCACGAGGCGAAGUUUUGCGUUAGGUUAUAUGAGCGGUUGAUGAAGGUGGUUGGUGGUGGGGGUGUAGGGAAGGUUACGGUGGGGGUGAUUACGCCGUAUAAGUUGCAGUUGAAGUGUAUACAAAGGGAGUUUGAGGAGGUGUUGAGGAGUGAUGAAGGGAAGGAUAUUUAUAUAAAUACGGUUGAUGCGUUUCAAGGGCAAGAACGCGAUGUGAUUAUUAUGUCGUGUGUGAGGGCUUCGAGUUAUGGUGUUGGAUUUGUUGCGGAUAUUAGAAGGAUGAAUGUGGCUCUUACACGCGCCAAAAGGGCACUUUGGGUGAUGGGGAAUGCGAGUGCGCUUGUUCAAUCAGAAGAUUGGGCGGCUUUAAUUGCGGAUGCGAAGGCGAGAAAGUGUUACAUGGACAUGGAUUCGCUUCCGAAAGACUUCCUGGCGGCACCACCACUACCACCACCGCUGCCGGCCUAUGGUCCACCGCCACCUAAGUUUUCUAAUUCGAGAGGCUUCAUGAGGCCUAAUUUUAGAAACAGACCAUUUGAACAUAUGGGAACACCAUCAGGAGAUGAAAGUAAAACAAACUCAAACUCAAAUUCAUCAAGAAAUGGUAGUAGUUAUCGGCCUUUUAAUAAACCACCAUUGGAGGACAACCAUGAUUGGCCUCGAGAUUCAUGGCAGCAAUAUGGGGCCCACAAGAGACCGAAUCAAGCUGGGGUAUUGGGAAAAAGAGACCAAUGAUACCAUGUUUGUCCAAGGUUUUUUUUUUUUUCAGAUACUUACUGUGGGACCCAACCCAAAAUUGUCACUGUACAAAGAUAUUGUCUAGCGGGGGGAGGUUCUUUGGUAAAAUAUAUAUAUAUAUAUAUAUAUACCUUGAAAUUGCUUAAAAGGGCAAAAACGUCAAUUUGACAUAGGUGUAUCUGAUUUGGCGACACUUG
Molecule: messenger RNA, 4055 nt
Organism: Lactuca saligna
Lineage: Eukaryota; Viridiplantae; Streptophyta; Magnoliopsida; Asterales; Asteraceae
Source: the annotation of a GenBank genome assembly